GAAAUGAUUGAAAGAUGACAGAUACCUCGCUCAUAUUGAUCAGCGGAGUUACACAAUAACUACACUGACGUGUCAAGAUGGCGGACCGACGGAACGAACUUUCAUACUCCAAGAUGAACAACCCUCGUUCUUCUCCUCAUGGAAUAUCCCUGACAAGUUUAUCAGAACCUUUGAACUUCGGUCCAGCUCUUGUACCUACUCUACAGCCAACAGGAACACCAACAAGCGUUUCUGCAUCAAACGAGGCAACUACAACUUCAUCGAGUGGAAGCCCAUCUCGCGGUCUGUUCCCCAUUGAUCCUGAUGCUGUUGACAGUUUUCUUGGUCAGCAGUCAUCCCCACCAGCAUCUUCAUCCAUUCAAACUCCGUCAUCAAAACCUCAAGCCCAGUCCUUCCUCUCAACAUCAUCAUCAAUGUCAUCUACACCACAGCAGAAAACACAGUCAGGACCAAAGCACUUUACCAUGUCAGGGGCUGGUCAUGAUAGCGAUAACUUUUUUACCCCAUCAACUCAAGCGCCGCCAUCAUUCAUGUCGCCAGCUGUAUCCAAGACAACACCCAGACCUCAAAUGUCCGUUUCUCCAUUGCCAUCUAUAGGCACAUCUAUGAAUAGUGGUAUACAAACUGGAAUGCGAGCCCCAGUGAUGUUCACACCCCCUGCACCAACAAGCACAAGUAGUCAGCCACUACUCUUCAAUCCAGCUUCCAUUGGAGGCACCCAGUCAACUAUCCGGCCACCAAUGUCAUUUCCAGCAUCGACACCCCCAUUGCAAACAAACUCCCCCCUUAUCCCCCCAGCGGGUCAACCUGGUCAGUCAUCAAGAAGGGUGUACCCACAGGCACCCCAGCAAAGUAGUUACACCCAACCGCAGUAUCCUGCACCAAGCAUUCCAUCAUUUCCACCACCCAUGAGCUCAUCAAUCUAUCAACCUGUUACCCAGUCCUCGACUCUGCCAUCAAGUACACAGCUACCCCAGUCAUCAUACCAACCAUCGGCAAUGAUACCAACAAUUCCGCAACACCAGACCCAGACAUUCUUACCUCAAAGAACCCAACAGUUCCCAUCAUACCCUGCUUCAGGAGAAGCCCCUGUGCUGCCAGUAGUUCAACAAGGGGAGUCGCAAGAAGGAGUCGUGCCGUCCAUGUCAGUCGCUCCUGUGCAACCGCAUUGGUUUUAUCUAAAAGACAGYAGRAUAUGGAUGCCGUUUUCUUUUAUAGACUCUGACAAUCUAGAACAUUCUCAUAGGGUAGCUGUCGAUGGAAAAGACAGAAUUGUUCCAACUGAUGGUGGGCGGUAUGAUGUUAGCUUAGAGAAGCGUUCAAGGGAGUCGGUGUACUGGGAGGAGCCUGCUACAGUUGUAAGGAGAUGUACCUGGUUUUAUAAGGGAGACGGUGGGACCAAAUUUAUACCUUACGAUGAAGAUAUUGCAGAGAAACUUGAGAAUGAGUUCCAGUCCACUGUACAUCAUAAUCUAUGGCCAAGAAGAAUUGACCUGAGUAAUGGUGAAUAUGUUAUUAUCCAUAAUACAAAUGUAAUGGUCCACUUUAAACCCAGUGAAGUCCAGGACUGGAGUGGAGAGGAUAUCAAAGCCAGGCCUAUGGUAGUGAGAAGGGGUAUCUUUGAUAUUGAGGACAGUAUAGAUGAUGGUGAGCCAUCUCAAAUAGACCAUCUAGUGUUUGUAGUCCAUGGUAUUGGACCAAUAGCUGACCUGCGCUUUAGAAAUAUUGUAGAAUGUGUUGAUGAUCUACGAAUGGUAACUUUGUCAAUGAUGACAGAACAUCAUGAUGAAUUAGCAAAAGGACGGACUAUUGGUCGCAUUGAGUAUCUUCCUGUACAGUGGCAUUCAAAACUACACAACGACUCCACUGGAGUUGACGAGAGACUUCAUUCUAUAUCACUAAAAAGUAUCACCAAACUAAGAGAUUUUACAAAUAGCACACUUUUGGAUAUUUUAUUUUAUACAAGUCCUACGUAUUGUCAGACGAUUGUGGAUGUUGUGGGAUCAGAAAUGGCUCGAUUACUGGAAAUAUUCAGAAAACGAAAUCCACUUUUCAAAGGCAAGAUUUCAGUGUGUGGACAUAGUUUAGGGUCGAGUAUUAUGUUUGAUAUCCUGUUUCACCAAAAAGAUGAGUCAAAACCACCAGCAAAGCCAACAGAACCAGAGUCAAAUAGUGAACCCACAAACCAGGAAUCAUCUGAGGAUGAAGAAGAUGAACCAGUUGCUACCAUUAGUGAUGUACUUAACCAACUGGGCUUACAAGAUUAUGAAGCAAUGUUUGAAUCAGAAAAGAUUGAUAUGGAAACUUUAAUCACAUUCAGUGAAUCAGACUUAAAAGAGAUGGAUUUACCAAUGGGACCAAGAAAGAAAAUCUCUGGUUUUCUCAAGCAACAUUCAGCAAACAUGGAGAAGAGCAGAUUGGAAAAAGCUGAGAGAGUAAAGGCCAAAGCAGCAGCCAAAGCAAAGAUUGAGGAACAGAGCAAGGAUAAUCUUGACAGUGCUUCAUGUUCUUCACUUGAAACUGUUGAAAGUGUUGAAGUUCUUUAUCAUCUUGGUGUUGCUGGAACUGGACAACCUAAUGUUAGAUACCCUAAGUUAGACUUCAAACCGUUUGCCAUGUUUGCAUUAGGUUCACCUAUAGGAAUGUUUAUGACUGUCAGAGGUGUGGAUCAUUUAGGACCUGACUAUCAGCUCCCAACAUGUCAGAAAUUUUACAACAUUUUCCAUCCUUUUGAUCCAGUUGCUUACCGAGUUGAACCRUUGGUGGACUCAACCUUUGCACUGAGGCCUGUAAUGCUGCCUCACCAUAAAGGAMGAAAACGUAUGCACCUAGAGUUGUGGGACAAUCUCAGUCGAUUUGGUGCUCAGCUGAAAGCAACACUUCAUGACUCUGUGAAGAGCACCCUAGAAUCAAUCAAUGAAUUUGCAAGAGCUCACACAACAACUGUAGAAGUGGCUCAAGAAGUACAAGUUGAACCACCKUCACCUGCWCGYUCWGCUGCAAGUGAUUCAUCAGAAGAUGAAAGAACACGUCAUGAGUUAACCAUCAAGAUUGGUCAACUAAAUGGUGGGGAUAGAAUUGACUAUGUACUACAAGAAAAGCCUAUUGAGAGUCUAAAUGAAUAUCUGUUUGCCCUKAGCAGCCAUGUUUGUUACUGGUUAGUAUGGAUGUUUUCAUGUAAUGAAAAGAAAACAGCAGUAUUUGGUUGA
Messenger RNA from Exaiptasia diaphana, 3209 nucleotides. RefSeq names its product phospholipase DDHD2. Gene Ontology annotation, molecular function: protein binding; metal ion binding. The transcript is spliced from 15 exons. The record is from RefSeq and is a predicted model, not a curated record. The coding region runs from base 78 to 3209 and encodes 1043 amino acids. Lineage: Eukaryota; Metazoa; Cnidaria; Anthozoa; Actiniaria; Aiptasiidae.